AUGUACCGGGAGAACGGUGACGGGGAAAUAAGGAUGCCACCUCAUUUGACGGUUGCGACUGCGAACGCCAUUCUCAAGCGGUUGAGGACUACGAAACUCGAUCGCUCACGAGCUGCAUCCGAGAUUCUACCAGAUUACGAUAACGCCGUCGAAUUUCCCGAUAACAAUAGCGAUGUCCCCGGUUCACCCGUCUCUUCAAUCGAGGUGUUCCAGGAUGCGCCCACGACUUUCUCACUCGACCUCUCAACGGGAUCCGUUCUCAUGGGGGGAGCUUUGAGUCACUACACCAACACGAACGAUACCGCAAUGACCGACACGGAAAUACCCUCUAGGCAAAGCACUGCCUCCCCCAUCUAA
Molecule: messenger RNA, 357 nt
Organism: Fusarium odoratissimum NRRL 54006
Lineage: Eukaryota; Fungi; Ascomycota; Sordariomycetes; Hypocreales; Nectriaceae
Exons: 2
Coding region: 1-357 (118 amino acids)
Source: RefSeq, a predicted model, not a curated record